ACUUGCGGGCGAGUGGAGCUUCAUACGCAGGUGUGCUGCACAAACGCUUUAAUUUCCCGUGUAUUCGCUGCCCAGCAACCAUCCUGCAUCUUCUGCGGACAUCAAUCGAGGCGUAUCGCACAUCCAGCAGCCUUUGCAGUCGGUCAUACGUACUCGCAUCCUGCCCACGCCGUCGCGCAUCCGCGGCAGCCAUGCAGAGAAUGCUGCGCGCCGCCGCGCGCGCCGCGCGACGACGAGAAAACCAGCGCUCCGUCUCCACGCUCAUCCUCCUGCGCCACGGCCAGUCGAAGUGGAACGGCGCGGACGCCAUCUUCUCGGGCUGGGUCGACGUGCCCCUGACGGUGAAAGGAAGGGUCGAGGCCGUGGGAGCGGGCCAGUUGUUGAGAGAAAGAGGCUUCCCCGCGAAAAGGGUGGACGUCGCCUUCACGUCCAAUCUACAAAGAGCGCACGAGACGUGCGAGCUGGCCCUGGCGUCGAUGGCCGGCGCGCAGCAGGACACGUGGCACUCCGAUCGUAUUAGAAGGGACGCGCGCCUUAACGAAAGGCAUUAUGGGAGCUUGCAGGGCUGGCGCAAGGCCGACCCGGAGCUGGUCCAGGGUUUUGGGUCUGACAUGCUCCUGAGUUGGAGAAGGACGAUGGACGCCAAGCCGCCGCCCAUGACGAAGGAGCACCACCACUACGAUCCAGAUGCGCCGCGCACGGAGACUCUGCGAGACUGCCAGAAGCGCGUCGUCGCGUGCUGGGAGACGACGAUCGCGCCUGCAUUAUUCGAGGAGGAAAACUUACCGACGGAGAUCGAGAACCGCACGAUUUUGGUGGCGGCCCACUCCAAUACUCUAAGGAUGCUCAUGGCCUACUUCGACGAGGUCGCCGACGAGAAGGUGCCGGAGCUCUACGUGCCGAACGCCGUGCCCAUCAUCUACCGCUUCGAUCCUAGGACAAGGAAGCCGCUCUCGCGCAAGCUGGACACGCAGAGCGGCGGCUCGCACGCGCGGUGGCUCCUGUCCCCCUCAAAUCACGCCCAGGUCCAGGAGGCGCUGCAAAGUGGCGGCAUGCUCACGCGGGCGCUGUUCGAGUCGAUCGACGUCGAGCGGAAGGGCCGGCUGACGGCGGCGGAGUUCGACGCCGGCAUCAAGACGCUGAUGGCCGACGCGGAGCACGUUGACUGCGUCGUCGUCGGCGUCGCGAAGAAGAUCGCGCGCGAGUCCGUGACGCCGAACUGCUCCGUGUCGCUCGCCGAGUUCGAGGAGCUCGCGCAGGCGGCCGUGAGCGAGCUGCACGCCGAGGAGCACAUCGACUACGACGCGGAGCACCGGUGGGACUGACGGAUUUUAUAUAUGAGUAAAAUAAUUGUAUC
Messenger RNA from Pelagomonas calceolata, 1357 nucleotides. NCBI's taxonomy places the organism in Eukaryota, Pelagophyceae, Pelagomonadales, Pelagomonadaceae. The record is from the annotation of a GenBank genome assembly.